Myotis davidii is the source of this 1180-nucleotide messenger RNA. Its product is annotated as apolipoprotein L3-like. Lineage: Eukaryota; Metazoa; Chordata; Mammalia; Chiroptera; Vespertilionidae. The transcript has a single exon. The record is from RefSeq and is a predicted model, not a curated record. Gene Ontology annotation, biological process: lipoprotein metabolic process; lipid transport. Gene Ontology annotation, molecular function: lipid binding. Gene Ontology annotation, cellular component: membrane; extracellular region. The annotation marks the transcript as partial.
GGAUGAGGCAGAUGCACUCUAUGCAGACUUGCGCCAGCUGGAAACACUCGUGGCUGAGGAGGACGAAGACAUGCCCUCAGCAGACCAGCUACAUGGGGAGAGCUUUAUGAAGGAGUUUCCUCAGGUGAAACAGAACCUUGAGGAAUACAUAGGAAAGCUCUACGCACUUGCUGAUGAGGUGGACAAGGUGCACAGGGACUGCACCAUCACCCAAGUGGCGGCCUCUUCCACUGGCAUUGUGUCUGGCAUUCUGAUCAUCGUUGGCCUGUGUCUGGCACCAUUCACAACAGGAGCUAGCCUGGUGCUUUGGGCAAUUGGGAUCGGACUGGGGGUAGCAGCUGCUGUGACCAGUGUGACCACCAGAAUUGUGGAAUACUCAAUGAACAAGUCAGCAAAAGCCAAAGCCAGCCACCUAGUAUCAACUGGCAGUGACACAGAGAAGGUGGUUGUGAAGGUUCCACGUCCCAGCACACCCGAAAUUGCUUCCUUAGCAAGGAAGUGCUUCCAAUCCCUGCAAGUCAUUGUGAAGAAUUCCAGUGCCUUCAAUCUGGCCAAAUCCAAUCCUCGCUUAGCAGCUGAGGCCAUGAGCUUCAUGCGCACAGAGACAAUCUCAGCCCAAAGCGGCAAGCAGGUGCUGAGAGCUUUUAGAGGCACUGCUCUGGCCAUGAGCAAAGGAACCACCAUCUUUGGUGCAGCCACGGCAGGUUUUUUCCUUCUCAUGGAUGUAGUGAACAUAGUGAAAGAGUCAAUGCACUUACAUGAGGGCGCAAAGGCUCGGUCAGCUAAAGAGUUGAGGCAGCAGGCCCAGGAGUUGGAGAGGAGGUUAGAAGAACUCACCUGCAUUCACGAAUAUCUACAGGAGGAACUGACUCCGUGAUCCCCAGACAGUGCAGGGAGCAGGGUGUGUGGGAGACAAAGGCGUGGACUUACCUUGUUAGAGGGGGAAAGCCAGUGAGAUAAAAUGGAUGGAACUGUGUGUUAAGGAGUUUGGUAUUUCUAAGAUGAGCACAGAAAAGGAAGGGUUCAUGCAGGUGACAAGUGGGUAAAAGAGACAGAAGGAACCUAGAGCCUGGAAUCAGGGAAGAGAGGGGGAAAGAGAGUGAGGGGUGGGGCUUUAUUUUGACUAAAAAAGACAUUGGGGUCAUGAAUAAAGAAAGAGAAGUGAAGGAAUAAGCACCAA